CUCUCCUUAUCCAGACAAACACAAGGCAGAGUCAGAGCUGCUGCUUGCUUGCUUGCCUCUCAUGGAGGCUUCGUUGCUUUUGGCUCCCAAACCUUCCAUGCCCAGGACCGUGUAUUCGAUCGUCUCUGCGAGCAGGAGGUGCCUCGUCGUCGCUGCCGGCCACAACAAGGAACUCGGCACCCACUCAUCAGAAAGACGCUGCAGCGAUGGCCAGGUCCCUGUAACGACGCGAGCACGCGGUGGCCUAUUGGGUGCCGUCGCCGCAGCGGCGACGACGAUGAGCAGCACACUAGCAGUGCUGCCAUGCCAUGCUUCGUCUUCGGCGGCGUUGGCGGUGCUGGGCGAGCUGGACCCGGCGACGGCGAAGACGGUGGCGGGCGUGGCGGGGCCGGCGCUGUCGGCGUUCGGCUUCCUCUUCAUCCUGCGGAUCGUCAUGUCGUGGUACCCGAGGCUCCCCGUCACGGAGUUCCCCUACGUGCUGGCCUACGCGCCCACCGAGCCAUUCCUCGCCGUCACCCGCAGGGUCAUCCCACCGCUCGGCGGCGUCGACGUCACGCCCGUCGUCUGGUUCGGACUCGUCAGCUUCCUCAACGAGAUCCUCGUCGGCCCGCAGGGACUGCUCAUCCUGCUCUCCCAGCAGGUCUAGCUUCUGAUCUGAAGGAACCGACUAGGGAGGCAACAGAAGUUGCAGCUAAAAAAGCAGGCUAUUUGCUGUGUAUGGCAAUUCAUCAAUGCAAAAAAAAAGGAGAGAUGAAUUUUCUGUAAAUCAGUUGCCAUUUACAAGGCACUUCGUGCCCGUAUCCAUCCACUUUGAUACAAAUAAUCAUUUCUACACGGCAUGGCACCGCCAACUUA
This is a messenger RNA of Setaria italica (foxtail millet), 855 nucleotides long. Its product is annotated as protein COFACTOR ASSEMBLY OF COMPLEX C SUBUNIT B CCB3, chloroplastic. The transcript is spliced from 2 exons. NCBI's taxonomy places the organism in Eukaryota, Viridiplantae, Streptophyta, Magnoliopsida, Poales, Poaceae. Gene Ontology annotation, cellular component: chloroplast thylakoid membrane. The record is from RefSeq and is a predicted model, not a curated record. The coding region runs from base 62 to 646 and encodes 194 amino acids.